Molecule: messenger RNA, 579 nt
Organism: Apis florea (little honeybee)
Lineage: Eukaryota; Metazoa; Arthropoda; Insecta; Hymenoptera; Apidae
Biological process (GO): mitochondrial respiratory chain complex IV assembly; mitochondrial respiratory chain complex I assembly
Cellular component (GO): mitochondrial inner membrane
Source: RefSeq, a predicted model, not a curated record
AACAAUGUUUAUUUUCUUUUUUGACAGUUUUAUUAAUAAUAGAGUUAUGUGAAAUUAUAUAAGUAGUUGACUAAGUAUACAGAUAAGUAUAUGGCUUGUUCUUCAAAGAUAUUUGUUUAUCUAAGAAAAUACUUAUAUACGAAUUAAUUGAACUAUGAAUGGAUAUCAAAUAAGAACACUUUCGCUACAUAAUUUAGCAAAAAUUGCUUUUUACGGAAGUAUUCUUGUAACAACUUCAGGAUUGUCUUUAAAUUAUUUUAUUGAUAGAAGAAUUCGAAAAACAGUAACAUAUAAAAGGGUACUGGGAAUACUUUAUAAUCAUGAGAAAACUAUUGAACAUUUGGGACAACCGAUAAAAGAAGGAAAAUUAAAAGUUGAUCCUAAUAAUAAAUAUAAUGAUAUCAAGAAAUUCAGUCUUUAUCUGAAAGGAACUAAUACUAAAGGAAAAUUAAAUUGUGAGUAUCAAGUUGAAGCAGACAAUAGUGGAACCAAGAUAAAAAAAAUAGAAGUUGAAUUUAAUGAUGUUCCUAAUAAAAUCUUUGUGAUUCAUGAAUAGAUAUAACAAUGAAAUAUAUUGUU